AUGCUAAACCUGUCUGUUGUCCUAUUGACAGUCAUUUCGUGCUACUUGGAUUCAUUCACUGUUCCAUCAAGCCACGUGUGGCUCGAAGGUGACAACAGUGACCACUCUUUGGACUCUCGAAACUACGGUCCGGUUCCGACCUCUCGAUUGGAAUAUCGCGUCCUUCUGCGACUGUGGCCUCUGAACAGUUUCGGUCGACUAAGUUCGUAUGGACCGAACCCACCGGUUCCCCUGUCUACUUCAUCGUCCCCUAGCCUGACCACUUCGGUCGAAGCGUGCUCGGACUUUGCACGAGUGGACAAGAAAACGUGA
This is a messenger RNA of Echinostoma caproni, 312 nucleotides long. The record is from the annotation of a GenBank genome assembly. NCBI's taxonomy places the organism in Eukaryota, Metazoa, Platyhelminthes, Trematoda, Plagiorchiida, Echinostomatidae.